Molecule: messenger RNA, 1919 nt
Organism: Emericellopsis atlantica
Lineage: Eukaryota; Fungi; Ascomycota; Sordariomycetes; Hypocreales; Bionectriaceae
Product: glycosyl hydrolase
Exons: 2
Coding region: 113-1888 (591 amino acids)
Biological process (GO): sucrose catabolic process
Molecular function (GO): sucrose alpha-glucosidase activity
Source: RefSeq, a predicted model, not a curated record
UUUGCGAUGGCGAACGGCCUCAACAAGCUAUAAUAGUCGCCUUCGGCUUCCCUUCCAAGACCUGAUAUCCGGAGCUCGAGGAAGUGACCGUACAUCCUAUACUGUACUCAAUAUGGCGCCGACUCCGCAGCAAAAGCAAACGUCGGUUGGACGUCCUAGAUUUCAUUUCUCUACAGAUGGCUGGAUUAAUGAUCCGUGCGCCCCAGGUUACGACCCUCGGACAGGGACAUACCACCUCUUCUAUCAAUGCAACCCAGAAGGCUGCGAAUGGGGAAACAUGUCUUGGGGUCACAUUGUGUCCAAAGAUCUGCUGACCUGGACGCGCGCUCUCCAGUCGCCGGCACUUGUCCCAGACCAGGCCUACGACGCCGAGGGCGUGUUCACUGGUUGCUGGAUUCCUCCCACAAGCCCGCUCGACAAGACAUUGAGGGUCGCCUACUCGUCUGUGAAGGAGCUCCCGUUUCACUGGAGCACGCCUCCAUAUCCGCGGAACGCAGCUGGUCUUUCGAUCGCAACAUCGCGCGACGGAGGGGAGACGUGGGAGAAAUCGCGCAACAACCCAGUAUUACGUGGUGAACCAGCCGGCUUGGAAGUCACAGGGUUCCGCGAUCCUUUCGUCACAGCAUUGCCCUCCAUCCACUACACAGCUGGAACAAGUGCCACCAUGUCCUACGGCUUGAUUUCCGGCGGCAUAGAAGGCAUAGGUCCGACGGCUUUCCUCUACGAGAUUCAACAUGAGAACCACGAGGAGUGGACGUAUCUGGAUACUUUGGUAGACCUGCCUGCUCGUUUCCAACCUUCAGAGAAGUGGAGUGGCAAUUACGGCGUCAACUGGGAAUGUACGAAUCUUGUUACGCUGCGUGCAGGCUCGGAGACCCGUCACUUUCUCAUCCUCGGAGCGGAAGGUGACGUGGAAAGUCAUGCGAGACACCCCCGGCCACCCGCAGGAGUUUCUUCACGUACUGUACGGUCCCAGUUAUGGUUGUCCGGCGAGGUCCUCAUGGCAGGCCAAGGAUUUAAGUUUCAAUACGGCCAUGGAGGACAUUUCGACCAUGGGCCUUACUAUGCCGCCAACUCUUUCAUUGACCCUGUGUCUGACCGCAGUAUUGUAUAUGGCUGGAUCCCAGAGGAGGACAUUCCGUUGGAAGCCGCCAAAGCGAAAGGUUGGAAUGGAUCUCUUGCCAUUCCGCGGGAGAUCUUUCUCCUCAGAAUACCCAAAGUUCAAAAGGCCUUGGUCAGUAAUCUGGCAGACAUAUGCGCUUUCGAGACCAUUGAGGAGUCGGAUGGUUCUACUUCUGUUUUAACCCUGGGAGUGAAGCCCAUUGUGGAAAUGAUGGAGCUCCGGAAGACUGCCACCAAAGUGGUCAAGUUAGGCAGAGUCAUGUUGCCAGGAACCGAUAUAACCGGAAAACCAGCAACCUUGAAAACGCAGUCAGUGAGUUGGGAACUCGAGGCGGUAGUUUCUAUUCAUUCUGGCUGCGAGACUGUUGGCUUUCAUGUCCGUCAUAGCAAUGACCUGUCCAUUCGCACAUCCGUCACCUUUUCCACAACCACGGAAACAAUCACUGUCGAUCGCGAGGCUUCGACGACUGAUCCAACUAUUAACAGAUCCCCAGAUUCUGGGCCAUUCACUCUCCUCACUCAGAAAGGAGUGAGUGAAGGCGAUGGACCAGCAAUGGAGAAGCUCCAGCUUCGCAUCUUCUUUGACGGCGAUAUUCUGGAGAUAUUCGCGAAUGACCGGUUUGCGCUGGCGACAAUGGUGUACUCUGGAUGUUGCAGUCAAGAUACAGGAGGUAUCACUGCCUUUGCAACUGGCAUAAGUAACAGUGCGAUCUUUGAGACAGUGACAGUUUGGGAUGGACUGGGCACGAAUGGGGAGGAAAAGUAGAAUCGAGGCUGCCGCUUAUGAUCAGACUUGA